Messenger RNA from Antechinus flavipes (yellow-footed antechinus), 5468 nucleotides. It is a transcript of the gene CNTLN, whose product is annotated as centlein. Lineage: Eukaryota; Metazoa; Chordata; Mammalia; Dasyuromorphia; Dasyuridae. Bases 1 to 4944 code for a protein of 1647 amino acids. The transcript is spliced from 27 exons. Gene Ontology annotation, cellular component: centrosome; centriole. Gene Ontology annotation, biological process: protein localization to organelle; centriole-centriole cohesion. The record is from RefSeq and is a predicted model, not a curated record.
AUGGAAGUGGGAGGGGAGCUGGGAGAGGCAGCGCGAGAGCUAACUGGACGAGGCGGGAAAAGAGCUGCGCACGCGCAGUUUGAAGCUCCGCCCUGGCUAGGGAAGGUGGCGGCGGCGGGCGGGGUGGCGAAGGGGCCGAGGCCCGAGUCGGGGGCUAAGCCCCACCAGGCAUUCCCCCCCACUCCCUCUCCCGGGGGGAGGAGCUCUGUGGAGGGAGCGUCUUUGGACCCGUUGCAGCUGCUGGAGGAAGAGCUGAGAAGCGUUCGGGAGGAGCUAUGCCAGUGCCAGGCUGAUAAAGAAUUUGUGUGGUCUUUAUGGAAGCGCCUCCAUACAGCAAACCCAGAUCUCACAGAAGCAGUCAGUCUGGUUGUGGAAAGAGAAAAAACUAAAGCUGAAGCCAAGGAUAGAAAAGUGUUAGAAAUUUUGCAAGUCAAAGAUGCUAGAAUAAAAGAGUUGCAAAAGAGAGAAUCAGGAUUACAACAGGAAAUAAAUACCCUUGUAGAAAAGAAAAUUGCUGUGGAUGAAGAAAAUGUUUUCUUAAAGAAAGAAUUGAGUGACUUGCAGAAGAAAUUUAAAGAUCAAAGUCAAGAGCUUAAGAACACUAAGGAGAGGGUACAGAAGAAGGAAGAGAAAAACAUACUAAUUAUCAAAGAGCUGGAGGAGGAAAACAAGGAAUUAAGUAUACGCUGUGCUGAACUGCUAAAUGAUCUGGAGAACCUGAGGAAGCAGGAAACACAAUGGAAAAAAGAAAAACAUGACAUUGAUUGCAAAAUGAAGAUUUCUGCAGCGGAUUUAAUUGAGGCAAAGAGAAAAAUCGAGGAAUCACGGCUUAAAUGCAAAGAAUUGACAUUUCAAUUGAAUCAAAAGCAGGCUGAAAUAAAGCAGAAGGAUGUGGAUAUCAUUUUAGUCAAUAAAGAGUUGCAGGAGCUGCAGAAUUUUUACCAACAAAACCAGGAACACACAGCACACCAGGCAGAGCUGAUCCGGCAACUUCAUGUUCUCAAUAUGGAUACACAGAAAGUACUGAGAAAUCAGGAAGAUGCCCACACAGUUGAAAGUAUAUCCUAUCAAAAACUUUACCAUGAAUUACUAAUUAAUUUUGAAGCAAAAAAAGCAACUGAGUCUUUGCUCCGGAAAAACAUUAUUUGUCUUAAGGAUCAACUAGUUCAAAAGGACCAGGAUAUAAUGCAAUUGACAGAAAAAAUUAAUGAAUUUGAAAAAACUUCACACUUAGUAACUCGUACCAUCUUUCUAAAUAAUAUGGAACAGGAAUUUCAACAGCCAUCCCUUUCUAGUCUGGAAACCAUGAUGGUGUCACAAAAGUCUGAAAUUGACUUUUUACAGGAGAAAUUGAAAAUAGCAAAUGUUAAGCUAUCAGAGAAGAGUUCCUCUACCAGUAUUCACAUAGGAAGCAUCAUCUCAGGAUUUGGAAGAAUUUAUGAGGAACCACCUGUGAAACGUUCAAGGUCUCUGUCCCCAAAGACGUGUUUUAAAGACUCCAAGGACCUCAAGAGGCUUAAAGCUGCUGAAAGGAAGAUUGAAAACUUAGAGAAGACACUGCAGCUAAAGAUCCAAGAAAAUGAUGAACUAAGAGAUGCCCAUGAAAAACGCAAAGAAAGGAUGCAGAUGUUACAGACCAACUACAGAGCAGUAAAAGAGCAAUUAAAACAGUUGGAGGAAAACUAUAGCAAGACUGACAGAAACAAACAAAUGAGGAGAAGAGAGUCCCAGCAGUUCUUACAAGAAGAUUCUAAUGCUUUAUGGAAUGAGCUAAUAUAUUUCAAAAGGGAGCACCAGAAGCUAUUGAUUGAAAAUGUGAAUCUUGAAGAAGAAUUGGAUCAACUUAGAGUUUUUAAAUCUAUGGAGUUGGCUAAAAUGCAAGAAGUGAAUGCAUAUCUGGAACAAGAAAGAGAAGACCUACUCUACAGACUUUGUGAAGAUCAGGAAGUCAAGAAUGAUACUUCAGAGGAGAAGCUAAAACAAAAGUCAGAUGAGACAUUACAGAAGGUAACUGAUUUGGAAAAACGAUUGAAAGAUUUUGAGAAAAAGUCAAGGAAACUGAAAGAAGCAAAUAAAAAAUUAACUCAAGAAAAUGAUGAAAUGAAAUCUUCCUGUAAACAGCAGCAAGAUGAUGCAGAAGCAAAAGAAGAAGAGUUAACUCAUCUACGGAAAGAGAAGGAAGAUGUUGAAAGAGACAGAGCUAUUCUUGAAUUCAAGAUCAGGGAACUGGAGGUAGAAACCAAGGCUGGACGGCAGCAAAUAGUGGAAGUCAAGUUCCUAAACGAACAAGUGGCAGAAGUCAAUUUUUUGAAGGAGCAAGGAGUAGAAGUUAAUUCUCUGAAGGAAAGAAUGGCAGAAAUUAAUAAGAUGAGAAAAGAAAAUGAAAAGCUGAGGAUUCAGGUACAAGAAAUAGAGGAUACAAAUCAAAUUCAGAAAACUCAUCAAAUUCAGGAGAUGCAGAGAAUGCAACGGAUGCAAGAGAUGCAGCAGAUGCAAAAUAUGCAGUGUAUGAAGGAAAUGCAGUCAGUAGAACCAAGACAAGCAAUUCAGCCACUCCUACAGACCCCCAAACAGCCUCUAGUUCAGCUGCCAGCUCAGUUAUCAGCACAAGCACCAGUUCAGGUACCAGCACAGUUACCAGCUCAGCUACCAACACAACUACCAGUUCAGUUACCAAUACAGCUAACAGCUCAACUACCAGCACAAAUAUCCACUCAAUUACCAGCAAGAUUACCAACUCAGUUACCAACCCAGCUACCAGCUCAAUUACCAGCACAAAUACCCACUCGACUACCAACAAGAUUACCAGCUCAGCUACUGACACAGCUACCAGCUCAAUUACCAGUACAAAUACCCACUCAACUACCAGCAAGAUUACCAGCUCAACUACCAACACAGCUACCAGUUCAGCUACCAAUCCAACUAUCAGCUCAACUACCAGCACAAUUACCAGUUCAGCUACCAACACAGAUACCAGCUCAGCUACCAGCACAACUGCCAGCUCAGCCAUCACCACAACUGCUAGCUCAACUACCAACACAGAUACCAGCUCAGCUACCAACACAGCCACCAGCACAGUUACCAAUACAGCUACCAACUGAGUUUCCAGCCCAGCUAUCAACUCAUUCUCUAGUCCAGCCACCAGAACUUCCAGCCCAAGUGCAGCUACCAGCACAACCUCUAAUCCAGUUGCAAGUGGAGCCAGUUCAGCUGUACUUGGAGAAAGCUAUGCCUAAGGAGCCCAUUCUGGAAGUAGUGAGCACUGAACAAUGUAGACAAUGUAAGACAACUACCACCAAGGUUAAAUUUAAAGCAGCCAAGAAAAAAGGUGCCACGGGACAUCCCCAGGCUUUUCUCAAUCAGUCCAUCAAGGUUAUGAGCAAUAUGUUUGAGAACUAUAAGGACGACUGGGAGGAUGUGAGUGAAAGCAGUGAUUCUGAAGAACUGAUCUCUCAAAACCUAGGAACAAUCAUUGUGAAAACAUCCCAAAAAGUCAGUCCAAGAAAAGUUGAGGGGAAGCAGACAGAAGAACAAGCAGAAGGGAAGAAACAAAUUGUAUUAGCUAUAGAAAAUCCAACCAAAAAGGAUAGCUAUAAUAAGGAUUGUAGAAGAUCAUUUUCACAGAAGAAGAAAAUUCAUGCUUUGAGGAAGGCAUAUGCACCAGCCACUACUAAAGUUAACAAAGAGAAUGAGAACAAUGUAAACUUUGCAAAACCAGUAUUAAAUGAAAGAGUUGGAUCCAUGCAACAGCAAAUCAAUAUGCUACAGGAUUUGAAAAAGUCUACUGAAGUUUCUAUUAAGGAAUUAAAGGAUGCCAAUGAAAAGCUUACACAGCAACAAGAAAUAACUGAUCAAAAACUUCAGACUACCAAACAAACUGUAAAGAAGCAAAAUUCAGACUUGGUUGAACUUCGCAAAGAGAAGGAAGAAUUACAAAAGAAAUUGGAGACUGCAAAUGAAGCUAAAUCUGUAAUAGAAACUUCGAAGAACAUGCAGGCAGAAAUUAAACAGCUACAGUGUAAAUUAAAGAAUACAACAAAUGAAAUGACUAAGCUGUCAUCAGAUAUAAAGUCUCUAAAAUGUGAAGUAAAGGAAAAAGAAGAACAGAUACAAGAAUUUCAAGGAAAAGUGUCUCGAAUGGAGAGGGAUUUAGUCAUGAAGAGACAUUUGAUAGAGCACUUUAAGCAGCGACAGAAAGUUAACUUGGAAAAUAAUGACAACUUUAAUGAUUUGUUAGAAAAUCUUGAGAAAAAGGUAAAAGGAUUGACUGAAGAUUGUAGUAACAAGAAAACGGCAAUUGAUUCACUGAAGCAAAUGCUUAAUGUAGUUACAAAAGAGAAGUCACGUUAUGAACAGAUGUAUAUAAAAGCUAAAGAUGAGCUGGAAAAAAAGGAUCACAAGUUUACUCACCUACUAAAUAAAAUGAGUGAGACAAAAUCGGCUAUGACAGAGCUUGAAGCAAUUGCUUCUCAGCAGCUCCAUGGAUUAGCUUUGCAAAGUGAACGGGCUUUUGAAACAGUGCAUAUAAAACUAAUGCGAGCCAAUGAUCGAGAAGAAGAAUUCAUCACAUUUUUGAAGGGUUUAGCUAAAGCAAUAUUACAUAAUAUUCAAGAGAUGAGGUCGCGAAUAAGACAUAUUAAAAAAAUAAGACAUAAUAAAACAUUUACCAAAACUUCAACCCAAAAAGUCCAGUGUUUGGCAGCUUCUAUCCUAAAUAUUUCACCAACUGAUGUAGAAGAAAUGUUAGAUUCAGAAGAUGAAGAGGAAUUGAAAAAAGCAAAGAGGGCCUGUGAACAAGAUAAGGAGUGGCUAAGAUACAUUAAUAAAAUUCUUGAAGAACAGUUUCCAUUUGCUGCACGUUUAUUAGAAGCAAUAAUGGAAAAAAUAAAUGAGAAGAAGAAACUGGUUGAAGAAUAUAUUAAAUUUAUGAAAGCUGUUGGAUAAUAUUGCAGUGGACUGUUUUUCAAAAUAUAAAAGUUUUUUAAUGUGAUAUGAUUGGAAAAAAUAUGAAUUAUAAUCUGAUACAGUAACUAUUCCAACUAUCAAUAGUCAGGUUCAAUACAAAAAAAAAAAACAGGAGUCUUUGAAACUAAUUAAUUGUCAAACAAAUGAAAUUAAUUAGGUGAAUAACCAUUUAAAAGGAAAUAGUGUAGCAUUUGAUUGUUGAAUACAAAUAUUGCCACAAAUCAAUGCAAACUUAAAAAUGAUUUUUCCUUCCAGUGCAUUUGAAGUCUGAACAAGCUGAGAAUAUACAAAUUGACUUAAGUAUACAGAGGAAGCAGCAGAUACUUAGAAUCUAUAAUGUUGAGGUUUUAGGAAGAAAAAAUACUAAAAGUAUUUUUUCUCUUAACAAGGCUGCAAGUUAUAUUGUAUUUUAUAGAAGUGAGUAGACAGUUUGCUUUGUAAACAAAUAUUAAAUAAAGCAUUAUAAGUUAAGGAUAAGCUAUUAAUAAAAUAAUAAAUUGUAU